This is a messenger RNA of Clonostachys rhizophaga, 183 nucleotides long. The record is from the annotation of a GenBank genome assembly. Lineage: Eukaryota; Fungi; Ascomycota; Sordariomycetes; Hypocreales; Bionectriaceae.
AUGAAGAAGAGGACCAAUGCUGGUGACCUGGUAGAUGAGGCAGAGAGAUGGGAGAGAUGGGAAUUGGGGCAGAAGACAGAACCUGACGACGCUGGAGUUACUGAAGCCACAGCCAGAAUUAGCUCUCAAGCCACAGAAUACUCAAACCAAAAGCCACAGAACAUCAAGCCACAGGAUAGUUAA